UUUUCUCCUUCUCCAGUUAAACCUGUCCAAAAUUGAGGAACCUAUCCAGGUCAGAACUGGCAACUCUAAUUUACUCAGAUGUCUUUCUACAGGAGAUUCAUAUAUUUGCUAAUGCUCACUGAUACCUUCACUGGUUAGAUCAAGGCAUUCCCCACCCCAUCUGAACAAUGUUUACCAGAAGAAACAACUCCUCAGUUUGGGAAAUCUAAAAGCCUGCAAAGCGACAAGGGCCCAUCUUUCACAGCAGGCAUAUCCCAACACCUAUCCUCAGCUUUAGGAAUCCAAUAUGAGCUUCAUUCUGCGUGGAGACUGCAGUCCUCUGGAAAGGUGAAAGGGCUAAUCCUACUCUAAAGAAAACUAGCUAAAUCAGAGGCCUAUCUCUAACACCCAUAGCUUACUGUGGGUUUGAACUGCUCCAAAGUGAAACUUAUAAUGAAGUCCUGUUGAGUUAACAUACGGAAGGCCUUUCCUAACCACAGGUUUCCUAAUAGAGGACAGGACUCAUCAAUUACAAAAAUAUGUCAUCAAUCUAGGACAGGUGCAAAGGCACUCUGUGAGUGUGGAAACUAGAGUCCUCCCCUCCCACAUGGGAGGAAAAUUCAGUUUCAGAUCAGCUAGGGAUUUAGUCUUACUAAAGACGUGGGAGGAAGUUAUCCAGCUGACCAGCUUUCCCCAACAUGGAAAACGACCAUAGCAGGGACACCUCAGCUCCCCAACAGAGGUUCAACGCCAAGGGACUCACAGUUCUGGGAGGUGAUCUCUGAUGAACACGCCAUCGACUCCGCGGGCACCUACCACGGGGACAGCCGCCUGCAGCUGGAGCGCAUCGACGUGUACUACAACGAGGCCAGCGGUGAGACCCCCGACCUCCCCCACCGCCCUCCUGGGAACGCGGCCCUCCCCUCGCUCAUGCCCCCCGCCCCUCUCAGGUGGCAGGUCAGUGUGGGGCUGGAAACAACUGGGCCAAGGGGCACUACACAGAAGGCGCGGAGCUGAUGGAGUCAGUGAUGGACGUUGUCAGAAAGGAGGCUGAGAGCUGUGACUGCCUGCAGGGUUUCCAGCUGACCCACUCCCUGGGUUGGGGGACAGGGUCUGGGAUGGGCACCCUUCUGCUCAGUAAGAUCCGGGAGGAGUACCCAGACAGGAUCAUAAACACAUUCAGCAUCCUGCCCUCGCCCAAGGUGUCAGACACGGUGGUGGAGCCCUAUAAUGCCACCCUCUCGGUCCACCAGAACAUAGAAAACGCGGAUGAGACCUUCUGCAUAGACAAUGAAGCAUUAUACGACAUCUGUUCCAGGACCCUGAAACUGCCCACGCCCACCUAUGCUGACCUGAACCACCUGGUGUCUGCCACCAUGAGCAGGGUCACCACGUGCCUGUGCUUCCCAGGCCAGCUGAAUGCUGACCUGCGGAAGCUGGCCGUGAACAUGGUCCCAUUUCCCCGGCUGCAUUUCUUCCUGCCUGGUUUUGCCCCACUGACCAGCCGGGGCAGCCAGCAGUACCGGGCCCUGACAGUGGCUGAGCUUACCCAGCAGAUGUUUAAUGCUAGGAAUAUGAUGGCCGCGUGUGACCCCCGCCAUGGCCGCUACCUAACGGCGGCUGCCAUUUUCAGGGGUCACAUGCGCAUGAGGGAGGUGGAUGAACAAAUGUUCAACAUUCAAAAUAAGAACAGCAGCUACUUCGCUCACUGGCUCCCCCACAACGUCAAAACGGCCGUCUGUGACAUCCCACCCCGGGGGCUAAAAAUGUCAGCCACCUUCAUUGGGAACAACAUGGCCAUCCAGGAACUCUUCAAGCGUGUCUCAGAGCAGUUUACAGCAAUGUUCCGGCGCAAGGCCUUCCUCCAUUGGUAUACCAGUGAGGGGAUGGAUGAGAUGGAAUUUACCGAGGCAGAGAGCAACAUGAACGACCUGGUUUCUGAGUAUCAACAGUACCAGGAUGCCACAGCCUAGGAGGAGGAGUUUGAGGAGUAUGCUGAGGAGGAGGAGGAGGCCUAGAACUUUCCUUUUCUAGGUAAAGGGGGGAAGCAGUGUGGAUUCUUUACUGCGUUCUGACUGCCAUGUGUCACUAUGCACUUGUUCCCGUCUUCACCUCUCCUCCUGCUGCAUUUUAAAGCAUGUUUAUAGUAUAUGGUUUUGCCUAAUAAAGUAUUCUCGUAGCA
Molecule: messenger RNA, 2161 nt
Organism: Rhinopithecus roxellana (golden snub-nosed monkey)
Lineage: Eukaryota; Metazoa; Chordata; Mammalia; Primates; Cercopithecidae
Product: tubulin beta-8 chain-like
Exons: 3
Coding region: 996-1952 (318 amino acids)
Biological process (GO): mitotic cell cycle; microtubule cytoskeleton organization
Cellular component (GO): cytoplasm; microtubule
Molecular function (GO): GTPase activity; structural constituent of cytoskeleton; GTP binding
Source: RefSeq, a predicted model, not a curated record